Messenger RNA from Trematosphaeria pertusa, 3054 nucleotides. RefSeq lists its product as uncharacterized. Bases 41 to 2788 code for a protein of 915 amino acids. Gene Ontology annotation, biological process: proteolysis. Lineage: Eukaryota; Fungi; Ascomycota; Dothideomycetes; Pleosporales; Trematosphaeriaceae. Gene Ontology annotation, molecular function: serine-type peptidase activity. The transcript is spliced from 4 exons. The record is from RefSeq and is a predicted model, not a curated record.
GGCUGCAACCACAUGCCGCGCUGCCAUAGCUGCAUGCACCAUGGCCAUUGGCCUCCUCUGCGCGUCGCUGGUGUUGUGCCUUUUGGUGUGCUUCUGCGAUGCCGCUCAACGUGAACGCGUAAUAGUCCCCGCAGUCGAUCGACGGGAUAACCCACCACUCUCGUUGAGCAGCUCAUGGCAGGUCCUCGGCCCGUUUCAGAUAGGAACAAGAGAAUCCACCUGGGGCGCAGACCCGCUUGAAUAUAUUGGAGGAUUCCGAAAACUCCAAUAUGACCCAGACGCACGAUUCCGGAGCUCUCUACCCACCAACGGGACCGCCAAGUGGAAUAUCACAGAAGCGACGCAGGUCUCUACUUCUCCAACGUCCGCCAAUGCUUCCCUGAGCAUCAGUUACUCCAAUGUCGACUGGGACUUUCUUAAGGUGGUCUACGGCUGGGCUGCCGUUCAGUAUCAGGCCUGGGCGCGGGGAGAGCUCACCGUGCACGGCAAUGGAACACAGCAUGUCAUUCUUUACACGGAUGCGAUCCUAGAGUACUGGGUUGAUGGCAUUCAUUACUUUGGAGGUGAUUUCUACACCUACCGCAAGGCACCGCCAGUGCUCUACGUUUCACCAGGAAGGCACAAUAUUGAUGUCCGUCUGGUGCGAGACGUUAGAGCCUUUGGAGGCAUUCUCGUCCCCACCAUCGACGUCCUGCUGCACGUUCAACUAACUUCUGGGAUCCUCGAAUUGGCAAAGCCGGGAAUCCUAAUGUCGGAUGUGGUUGAUGGCAGAUUGGCAUCUUCCGUGGGCUCUGUGGUCCUUCGCAAUGGCGGCGAGGUUGAUAUCGAGAUCGUGGAUAUCCAAUCCUCACACGUGAGGCCUCCUAUUUCCUUGCAGGAGCUGGAGUCUCAGAUGGUUCUCGCGCAGGAUUCGCGGGUAUUGACUGCUGGCCAGGCAAAGCGCACUUCUACCCCUAAUAAUGCUUCUGGUAUUGUAUUAGUCGCUGGUCAGACGAGGCCAGUGGCAUUCGAUAUUUCGCUGCCUACAUAUAAUGUCUCAUCGGUUAAAUAUGUCAUUACUUACAGGACAGUCGAAAGCAAUCAGCUUGGGACUUUGAAAAUUUCUCAGAACCUUACCAGAACGUCUGUUUACACAUCUCAUAAGAUCACGUAUCUCCACCCGGGGGGUAUGGUCUCCUACGCCAUGCUUCGACCUCCUGCCAAGAAUGCGAGCUGCACUCCGGGACAACGCGCCAGCUUACCCGUUCUCCUCCAAUUACAUGGCGCUGGCCUGGAAGCAGACAACGGAAUGGUGGCUCAUGCUCUCGACCCAGUUCCGGAUCUCUGUGCUUGGGUCAUAUUUCCUACUGGGGUAACACCAUGGUCAGGAGACGACUGGCACAACUGGGGCUUCGCCGAUGUCGAAGCUGCCGUGAACAGCAUUCCAAGCUGGAUCAAGUACGUCGGAUGGACAGGUCCUGACGUAGACAUUAACAGAUGGAUUGUCUCUGGACAUUCCAACGGCGGGCAAGGCACAUGGUAUGCGCUGACGCACCGGCCCGACAAGAUACUCGCUGCGGCCCCUGCAUCCGGCUAUGCAUCAAUUCAAAAAUACGUUCCAUACGAACUCUGGCAAUCUGCAGACCCCAGACGCACGGCCGUAAUCAGCGCCUCCCUGAACAGCUACCGCCACGAGAUGCUCAUGUCCAACGCCGGCGGUAUUCCCAUCCAGCAACAACACGGUCAAUUGGAUGAUAACGUCCCCGCGUAUAAUUCGCGGCUCCUAGCCCAACAGCUCUUCCUUUCCGGCGCAAAUUCUAGCUAUAACGAGGUCCCAGGCCAAAAUCACUGGUGGGAAACCGUCAUGACAACUCCGCAAUUGGUCAGCUUUUACUAUACCCAAACAAAGGGUGACGAGAUCCUUCCGAGGAGUCUUGAUGAAUUCGAGAUUGUCAUAGGCGAUCCAGGGGAUAUGGGUAGCAAAGGCGGGAUCAAGGUGCUGCUCCUGGAGGAUCCGGGCCAGUAUGGCAGGGUUCAUGUCGACGGACAUAUUACUACGUCCAACGUAUUGAGCUUGGAGUUCGAGCUGACUGUAUUCAAAAGCCAAGCAGUGACAAUUGACAAUGAUAUCGUGGGUUUGGGUGAAGCCUCGGGGAAGAGGGGUGCUGGCACCGUUACCAUCUCAAGACAGAACGGGGUUUGGCGACCUGGCCUACUUGACGAAUCCAACAGCAUCCUGUAUCGGCGUGGCAGGCAGUUAGGAUCUAAUACCGCAAUCCUGCGCACCCAGGGCGCUUUCAUCAUCCGGCAUCAAGGCUUGAAUACGACUUCACAUAUCGCGCUACAGGUUUCGCGCAACCUGCAUCAAUAUUUCCAAGCCGACACCGAGGUCAUUCCCUCCAUCUCCCAAAACGGUACCGGCAUAGGAACUGGCAAUGUCAUCACCAUCGCCCUCAGCAAUCAUCUCCCUUCCAGCCUCCACCCGGACUUUCCCAUCCAGCCCAACUCCUCUGGUGUUGUUGUCCGCGAUAGCAGGGGCAGGCAGCGACAGUACAGCAGCGACGAUACCUCACUCGGAGCAACUUUCCUGCAACCGCUUGAAGAAGAGAGACUGGAGCUUGUUCUCUGGGGUUCUGAUGCUGAGGGCUUGGCUCAGGCGGCGAGGCUGGUGCCGAUGCUUACGGGUGUUGGGCAGCCGGAUUUUGUCGUCCUGGGUGAGAGCGCGAAGUGGAAGGGGGUUGAUGGGGCGUUGGCUAUGGGGUUCUUCGAUCAUAAGUGGGAGAUCACGCCGUCUUCGGUAGUGUCGUGAGGGUAUUAGCUGACUGGCGACGUCGACGCGCUUGAGUCUCAAUGAGACCAAGCAGAAUUUAACUACUACCAGUUGCGGCACCCGACGGCUCUUGAAGACUGAUACUACAGUAUUGAUAUGGCUAUUUGACCGCAUCUUGCUCCUCUUGAUAGCCAAUGCUCACACUUGGAGCGGCUUGUUCUCCUCAGUUUCUUUUCAUGUGCGCCGAGAGUUAAGCGCUUCCUUCCACUGCACUAAUAUCCCUUCUUCGAUUAAGCACUGCGGAG